Messenger RNA from Cololabis saira (Pacific saury), 2952 nucleotides. RefSeq names its product cleavage and polyadenylation specific factor 3 (gene cpsf3). Gene Ontology annotation, biological process: mRNA 3'-end processing by stem-loop binding and cleavage. The transcript has 18 exons. Gene Ontology annotation, cellular component: mRNA cleavage and polyadenylation specificity factor complex. Gene Ontology annotation, molecular function: RNA endonuclease activity; 5'-3' exonuclease activity; RNA binding. The coding region runs from base 112 to 2184 and encodes 690 amino acids. The record is from RefSeq and is a predicted model, not a curated record. Lineage: Eukaryota; Metazoa; Chordata; Actinopteri; Beloniformes; Belonidae.
GCGUUUCCAUAGUCCGCCCUCUCCUUUCAUUCACAAAUUAUUAACCAAAUUAAAUUAUCACUGUAUUUAUUCUCUUACCAAUAGCAUUGCCCGGGGAAAAAAUUAGGAUACAUGACUACCAAACGCAAAGUAGACAUAAUUGUCCCUGCCGAGGAAAGCGACCAGCUCCUAAUUCGUCCACUUGGUGCUGGUCAGGAGGUUGGGAGGUCAUGUAUUAUCCUGGAGUUCAAAGGAAGGAAAAUAAUGCUGGACUGUGGCAUUCAUCCUGGCUUGGAGGGAAUGGACGCUCUCCCAUAUAUAGAUUUGAUCGAUCCAGCUGAGAUAGACCUGCUGCUCAUCAGCCAUUUCCACCUGGAUCACUGUGGAGCUCUGCCCUGGUUCCUCCAGAAGACCAGCUUCAAAGGCAGGACCUUCAUGACUCACGCCACCAAGGCCAUCUACCGCUGGUUACUGUCCGACUAUGUCAAAGUCAGUAACAUAUCUGCAGACGACAUGCUCUACACGGAGACUGACCUGGAGGAGAGCAUGGACAAGAUUGAGACCAUCAACUUCCACGAAGUCAAGGAGGUGGCAGGAAUCAAGUUCUGGUGCUACCAUGCUGGCCAUGUGCUGGGAGCAGCCAUGUUCAUGAUUGAAAUAGCUGGAGUCAAACUGCUGUACACGGGAGACUUCUCCAGGCAAGAAGACAGGCAUCUAAUGGCAGCUGAGAUCCCAAGCGUCAAACCUGACAUCCUAAUCAUAGAAUCUACCUACGGGACUCACAUUCAUGAAAAAAGGGAGGAGCGUGAGGCUCGGUUCUGCAAUACGGUCCAUGACAUUGUCAACAGGGAAGGUCGCUGUUUAAUCCCCGUGUUCGCUCUGGGACGAGCUCAGGAAUUGUUGCUUAUCUUGGAUGAGUACUGGCAGAACCACCCAGAGCUCCAUGACAUCCCCAUCUAUUACGCUUCAUCUCUGGCCAAGAAGUGCAUGGCUGUGUACCAAACUUAUGUCAAUGCAAUGAACGACAAGAUCCGAAAGGCCAUAAACAUCAAUAACCCUUUUGUCUUUAAGCACAUCAGCAAUCUGAAGAGCAUGGAUCACUUUGACGACAUCGGCCCCAGCGUGGUGAUGGCGUCUCCUGGAAUGAUGCAGAGUGGACUUUCCAGGGAACUCUUUGAGAGCUGGUGCACUGAUAAGAGGAACGGAGUCAUCAUCGCUGGAUACUGUGUGGAGGGUACGCUGGCUAAGCAUAUCAUGUCUGAGCCAGAGGAGAUCACCACUAUGUCCGGACAGAAGCUGCAGCUGAAGAUGUCGGUGGACUACAUCUCCUUCUCUGCCCACACCGACUACCAGCAGACCAGCGAGUUCAUCAGGGCUCUCAAACCGCCACACGUGAUCCUGGUUCAUGGGGAGCAGAAUGAGAUGGCCCGCCUGAAGGCUGCACUCAUCAGGGAGUACGAGGAUAAUGACCAAGUUCACAUCGAAGUCCACAAUCCUCGCAACACAGAGGCGGUCACCCUGAACUUUAGAGGAGAGAAGCUGGCUAAGGUGAUGGGCUCUCUGGCUGAUAAGAAGUGUGUUCAGGGUCAAAGAGUGUCGGGCAUCCUGGUGAAGAAGAACUUCAAUUACCACAUCCUCUAUCCCUCUGAUCUAUCCACGUACACCGAGCUGGCUAUGAGCACCGUGAAGCAGACCCAGGCCAUCCCCUUUAAUGGACCAUACUCGCUUCUCGUCUGCCACCUGAGGAACCUCACUGGGGACGUGGAAGAGCUGGAUGGGACGGAGAAGAACACUUUGAAGAUCUUUAAAAGCAUCACUCUGGUCCACGAGGUCGGCAUGGUCCUGCUGGAGUGGGUGGCGAACCCUCUGAAUGACAUGUACGCUGAUGCCGUCACUACUGUGGUACUGGAGGUCCAGUCCAACCCAAAGGCACAAAAAGUCAUGGAGACCCAGAGUUCCACCAUGGACAUGGACGUCUUCCAAACCCGGACAGAGGUCAUGUUGCAGGAUAUGUUUGGAGUUGAAUGUGUGGACUUCAGUGAUAGUAAAAAUAUCACUGUGACCGUGGAUGGAAAGACGGUUCACAUUUGUUUGGAAACACGGUCGGCGUUCAACGAAGACGAGAACGCAGAGGACGACUCGCUGAGAGAGAUGGUGGAGUUGGCGGUGCAGCGGCUCUAUGACGCUCUAAACCCAAUUAUCUGAGAACGGAGGCGUCCCAGCAGGUCUGCACCCGCGUUCCUGACCAAUUUACUCAUCGGAGAAGGGAAAACAAACAAACUUGACCUUCUAUAUUUCUACAUAUUUCACUAAAUGUUGCAAUGAUUCUACUAACAUAACUCAGUCUGGUCUAAUACUGUACAACAGGAAAAUAAGCUGUGGAGUGUUUCAAAUCGAUUUCAGUGUUUUAUUUAUUAUUUUUGUUCAUUUUGUGAUUCAAGCACUUUGUUAUAAAUUAGUGAGUUGGUUGUGUAUAAGUGUGGUCACUGCAGGUUUUUUUUACUAAAAAGCACUGAUUUGACAGUUUUCUGUUCAAUUUUAACUGUGAAUUUCUAAAAGCACUACAUGUUUGCAUUCACUGUAUGUUUAAUGAAGAUGUCUUUGAAUGAUAUUUAUAUUGUCAUUUUUUUGGCCAAUGUCUUUUUCUCUUUCUUGAAUAUAGAAAACAUGUAUUGUAACAUAUGAACUAAUAUUUUGUGUCAAAGCCCCACUAUCCAGGCUGGAGAUACUGUAUGUGAUCUUUGCUUUCAAGCAGCAUCGAUCGCAUAUCUGCAGCUAUGCCUCCGCCUUGCUGUAGGAAUACUCUGUUUUAAAUGUUUCUGAUUUUAUUUUCUUAGUCAGUCUUCUGCUUUAACAUGUUAUUUCAUUUACCAGUAAGUAUUUUCUUGUAAAUCAAUUUUUCACAUCUAAUCAGAAACUUCUGAACUCCUAAACUGAUUCUAAAUCAAAUACAAGCUUAUUAUUAAACUUCAU